Angiostrongylus costaricensis is the source of this 2373-nucleotide messenger RNA. The record is from the annotation of a GenBank genome assembly. Lineage: Eukaryota; Metazoa; Nematoda; Chromadorea; Rhabditida; Metastrongylidae.
AUGGCUUUGGCCGUUCCCACCGCCAUAGAGCGCCUUCCUUGUGCACUUCCAUCCAUAUUUCUUCAUCUGGAUAAUGGAUCGGCCAAUUUUAAUAACGUGGACAAAACUAAUAUCGAUGAAGUGCGCGCUGUGAUAGAGGAUUUCAACAAAGUAGCUGCACCGUAUGCUAAGCUGGUAAGAUGUUUCCUGUUUGGUGUCUUCGUUCAUGUUUCUCCUGUUGGAAUAAAAACAGGUUUCCACCUGUUGCAGUGGAAAGGUCAAACGAAUCCAGCGUUCGAAUCGUGGAGUCAAGACAGAGCUGAUGUUGAUUUGCUUACUAUUAUUUGUAGUCUUUCGUUCAGCAGGCAAGAUCCUUUGUUACGUCGUAGUAUUUUUAUUAUAUAUCCUUUUAGGGCGGUUUCGAAUCCUCAACUGCUGAACAACCAUUAUGCACCGUUUAGUAGCGGGGUACUUCGUUUUCUCUAUACUGAUCAUGUGUACGGCGAAACAUCCUAUGAACAGAUGCAAUCGAUUAUUGAUCAAAUAGGCUUUCGUGAACAAGAUGUCUUUCUAGAUCUUGGUUGUGGAGUAGGGCAAUUGGUGAUGUACGUUGCAGGAGGGACAAAGGUGAAGAAGUCCGUUGGUAUUGAAAUCAAUGACUUACCGGCAAAGUAUGGUGCCGCUAUGGGAGAAGACUUUUCCAAGUGGAUGAAGUGGUGGAAAAAAAAAUGUCGUCCGUUCCAAUUAAUUCAUGGCGACAUGUUAGACGAGCAGUACCGAACUCUUAUUACUCAGGAGGCGACUAUAAUUUUCAUUAACAACUAUGCUUUCGAACCGAGUCUGGAUCUACACAUCAAAAAUAUGCUAGCCGAUUGUCAUAUGGGUACUCGUAUCAUUUCCACCAAAGCUUACGCGACUGGCACGAAGAGAGUGAACAUGCGUAACCUCGGAGACGUGGAGUCCAUCAUGGAGGUCAGUCAACUGAAGACAGUGAAGCAACCAACUUCCUGGACGCCAAACACUGUACCGUACUACCUUCACACGGUUUCCCACUACAAGGAGCGGAACAGAUUGCAACAAACGCGAAACAACGACUCUGUGAAGACAGAAGACGCUGAUGACUCUAACGGUGACAGCGACUCCAAGGCGUUCGUACUUACAUAUAACGGCUCCCCAAUGCCUGGAAGUCCGCGAUGGAAUGAUGCUGACACGGAUUAUGUCCCUCCUGGUGUUAAAAAACCACGCAAAUCUCAUCAUAUGGGGUGUACUUCCAGUCACAAGAGCGAGAGCUCGAAGAAAUCAGCUGUUCGUUCAAGGCCUGCGGUACGAGUUUCGGAGGACGCCCGAGAAGGUAUUGAGAAGAUGCAUGCGCUGAUCUCUACACCACGACCUGUGGAUACGAACGUUGGUGAAGGGCUGGUGCGCGUAGACUUGCCACAUUCAUCAAACCGCAAUGAAAAACUGUACAGCGAGGGGGAAGAGCUCAAUGACGGUAGAUCGGUUGUGCGGAUAAUUGAUAAGGAGACGGAGUUUGUUAUGUCUUUGAAGUCUCCACUGGAUGCUUACUGCCUCAGUGUUCGAGAUUUACUCAAUACAUUAAGCGAGUAUAUGAAUACCCCCAGUUUUCGUCAAGAGGUUGAAGACAACAUCACGCUGGAAAAGGCACGUAAUGCUGAACUUGUUGAGAAGGUACGUCAGAUGCAAGCAGCAGUGGCUGCACAGAGAGCACAAGGAGUCUGCGCUCUCUAUGAACGGUUGAAUGAUCUCGGUAUGAGUGAUGUGGAAACGCCUACUGAAUUGUUGCAGGGUUCUAAACAAAUCGUCGCCCAGCACAAGGUUUUGAACCAACCCCAAGGAGACAAUCCUUUCAACGUGGAGGAGUUGCUGCAGAGUGUAAUGAGUCAGAUGGGUAAUGACAACACUUCAACGGCCUUGCGUCUUGAAUCGGAGAACGAGGGCGUUGAGGGUCUAUUGAUGUCCCCUGUUGGUGGACCGUCUACCAUUGGUCCCAUCCAUGUUGCUAGUUCGUCUCGUAGACCUCGUCAGCGUCCUCGGGCUGGCCCUGGUGCACGAGGAAAAGGCAAGCCUGAAGAAAAUUCGGAGGAGAUGCAGCGUCAAAUCAAUGAGAUUGUUCAAGCGGCAUUAAAAGUUGACAGCGCAGCUAAAGAGAAAGAACGUCGCUCUAGGGGUACCGAGCGUCCGGCUCGUCGUUCUGCUGCACUACAUGUGAACACUGACUCUGUUGUUGUUCCUCUACAGCGUUCUGCCCAGUUUCCAAUGGCUUCUCGUCGCGACGAUCCCGAAUUGGACGUAGUGGCCACAAAUAUUUCUACUAGCUGUGCGCAGCCACCUUUUACAAGCGCAACAGUCGCUCCUUCUGCGGGUAACGUGUGA